This is a messenger RNA of Miscanthus lutarioriparius, 516 nucleotides long. The record is from the annotation of a GenBank genome assembly. NCBI's taxonomy places the organism in Eukaryota, Viridiplantae, Streptophyta, Magnoliopsida, Poales, Poaceae.
AUGGGGGACGCCGCCUCCGGCCGUGGCCACGUCGUCUACCCUCCCCUCACUCACGACAAGGAGAACCUGUGCCUGUACGGCUACGCGAACGAGGCGUGGGAGGUGGCGCUGCCGGCGGAGGAGGUGCCCACGGAGCUGCCGGAGCCCGCGCUGGGGAUCAACUUCGCGCGCGACGGGAUGAACCGCCGCGACUGGCUUGCGCUCGUCGCCGUCCACUCCGACUCCUGGCUCCUCUCCGUCGCCUUUUACUAUGCCGCUCGGCUCAAUCGUAAUGACCGGUACGCUGCCUCCGACCGAUCCCCGCUGCUUUACUUCUCUCGUCACGCGGUGUCCAGCAUGAGCGUUGGUGGCGGUGUGCAGUGCAAGCGUUGGCAGAGGCAACAACAACAACACACUCCUGUUGUUAGUCUUCCCCAUCUCGGCUAUUUAUCUUCCCUAACCCGGAGUGGCAGGGGUGGCAGCACGAGCGCGAGCGGGGGCAACUACUUGGUGAUUGUGGUAGGCAACGUCGGGUGA